AGAACACUAGAUGAUUCUCUUUUAGUAACUUCAUUGAUUUGAUUAGCUUUUUUCCAUGCUUUAAUAACUUUAAUGUUUUUAUUGUAUUAUUAGUUUUUCUUUACUAUGUAACUUAUCUUUUAUGUCUUAUUUUGCUUAUAUAUUUAGCACUUGAAGAUCCACAUGAAAGAUUGACAGUUCAAUCACUUCAGUGUUGUUUUGAGGUAGUUUUCAGUGAACUAACUUGCAAUGUGUGAUGUUAACUCUCUCAAUACAAGGUGGGAGGCUGUUUCCUUACAAUACUCAGCUACCAGAGUUUUCCUGGAUCCCUGACUUACUUUCUAAGAUCCAGAGAAGGACUUCCCAGUGACUAAUCUCUGUCUCCUGUUUUUGUCUUUUGUCUUAUUCCUUAAAUAACAUGGUUCCUGCUGUUCUGUACUUGCCCUUCUGAUUGACUCUGCCUUUACAUCACAAUGCCUGCUCAGUUUGAACUUACUAUGACACUUGAGAAAGAGGACAGAUAAAGAUCAGCACCCUUUAGUCUGCCUUGUUUUUUCUCUCUGGCUUGGAUUCAAUUCUUAGAUCUUCUGUUCAGCUCUGUUGAUUUAACUGUAUUCAAGAAGUUUUGUUUCAUUUCUUUUUUCCUUUGCAGCCUCUACUAGGAGUCUUCUCACAUACUCGUGAACAAAACCUGUUCUUUUCUAUCUGGAGCAUGAACAAUUUUAGGAGAGAUGUAUUUGGAAAAAACAAGAAAAAGAUGACCUUUCUAGCCAGAGCAACAACUGACCAAAAGGAUGACAUUAUGUUAACGACAGAUCACCUUCACAUCCAGAUGUUUUCAUAGAUUUAACAUACUCAGAGCACUGUGGACAGCUCAUACAUUAGCACAUUACUUGGCACAUAAGUACAAAAUAAAUGGUAUCUAUAAUAUCCAUUUGGGCUUUCUUUAUAUCCUAGCUGGAAAGCUAAGACAGGAAAUUCUAGCUAACUGUUUAAUAAAGCCAAUAUAUCUGAGCAGAAAAGUCAGUAAGUUCAGAGAGGACUGAGAUCACUACGGUACAGAGUAGACAGACAAGACUUCUCCAAUAAUUGAGCCAAGCCAAGCGUUGCAAGGAUUUUUACUACUAACUCUGCCUCCACUGUUUCCUGUUUCUUACCAUAAGUGGGUCCUUUCAGUUGGUUUUGCCUACUAAAAAUAAGCAAUAUUUUAAAGAGCUCAAUAACACAAAUCCUGACACUUUGUGCCUUUCUACUUAAAACAAUUCAUAAAGAAAACCACUCUUAAUUCCAAAGAUCCUAUUAAUAGAUAUCUCUCUUCUUUGGGUGAAUAUAGCUGUCCUGUUCUUGUGACAGAAUCUCUUGUCUUCCAUUUAACUUAUAAAUACAUGGGAGCCUGGGACCAUGUGUUUCUUAUUCUUAAUCUGUAAUUCCCUGUGGAUAAGACUGGCCUGAUUCUUACAUUAUAAUCUAAUCACUUUCUAAGAAGUCCCCAUAUUUGUUGAAGGUGAUGGAUUAGCCUUUCAUUCGCCCCAGCCCAAACAGUGCUUGUUGUCUUAAGCAUUCCCAUCAGCUGCUUUCCUCUGACUUCAAUUUCUGUUCCAACCAAAUAUGCUCCUGCUUGUUUUCCCUAAUCACCCUACUGUGAGAGCAUAUUAAAUAAUACUUUUAAGAAGAUGCAAGACUUAUCUUAAGAAUAUAAACUUUUCUUAGUGGUUUCUAUGCAUUAACCAGGAGAUGCAAACAUCGGCCAAUCAGAUCUAACCAAGUACAGAGAAAGUCUUCACUAAGAGCACCCAAGUUAAUUUCAAACCCCAUCAAAUUAAUAUAGCUUUACUUUUCAGUUUUGUCAAUGUUUUGAGUCAUUAUGUUUUAACACAUUAAUAUAACAAGCCUUAGUUCAAAUUCAUGUAGAUUUACUUUUUUCCAAUUCACUGAAAACAUUUUUAUUCAACUCUUGUUUCUAAACAACUAAUGUAUUUUUUCUUUGUGGUUCUCUUGUGCAGAUGGGCUGUUUUUAAUGUUAUUAAUAUGUAAUUGCUCUCUUUCAUAUGUCUUCAUGAUCUACUUUUCAUUCUGUUUGGCAGACACUGGUUGUUUUGUGAUUUUGAGAAAAAAAAUCGCUUGUAGGUAUAACAUAGAAAGAGUAAAUACCAGCAAAAUUAUUUUAAACGGAAUUCUGUGUAUUCCAAACUGUUUUUCAUAGACUAUUAUCUUAAAACCUAAUUCAAGGUGAACAUGGAAUUCUUUUCACCAUUAAUGCUGCAAAGAUUCAUUUUUAAAUCUUAAAUGACUAUUUCUUGGUUUCCCAUUAUAUGCCAGAUAUGGUUCCAGGUGCUGAGGAUCUAAUGGUGAACAGACAGACAAGGAUUCUGCCUUUAACCAGCAUACAUUCUAGCAGAGGUUGUAAGUACAAAUAAUACCACAAAUGAAUCAGAUACAUAGUCUGUGGAGAUGGCAGUUGAUUCCCUGAUUCUUCUUCUCCCACUGCCAUUGUUUCAAGACCUAUCUACAACUAUUGAGUUUGAUUUAAUGUUAGUCUACUACCCUCUUCUAGGAAGAAGUACAUAAAGGCCUUAUUCUGAUAUGAGAGAGAAAAGAUGGAGAGGCACCUGGGAAGGUCAAGGUUCUCAUUUUAGACUAGAAAUAAAUGGACAUUAUUUUAAGAAUUAUAAAGUAUUAUCAUACUUUAAGCAAACAUUGAGCACUAUAUCAGUUAUGUUCCAGGCUUUAUAACCCCUACAUACCCUAGUUAGAGAGAUAGAGACAUAAAAUAAAUAACUACUGAUAUUUACUGAUAGUAACAUUAUUACUGGUAAUAUUACAAUAAAAAAUGUAUUAAGUACAAUGGGAGUACCACAAAGGCAGUAACAAACUCUUGUCUGCCUGAGGUAAGGCUCACCAUCAGAUGACACCUAAACUGAGUCUUAAGGGUGAUGGGAAGCACAGCAUACUUCAUUUUUUCCACAAAUACUUACAGAGCACUUUUUAAUGUGCCUGAUACUAUGGUAAACACUGUAGACACAGCAGUGAACCAGAUAGAGUCCCUCUUGGCAGUACAGAAACACAAUAAAUGAAUAGACAUAAAUAUAUAUAUAUAUAAGUCUUUUCAGAAAAGGAACAGAGAGUAGCAGGGAUGCAAAUUUUUUAAAUUCAGGGACAUCAUCUCUAAUUAGAUAAUAUUUGAGUAGAAUGCUGAAUGAUAUGAAAGAAUAAGACCAAGAAGUAGGGGAAACUAUUUCAGACAGAAGGAACAGCGUGAACAAAGGACAUAAUGAGCAUAAAAGGGUAGCAUUUAUAUGCAAUAUGAGAUAAUCUUUGCUGAAAUGUGGAGUAUCAAGGGACCAAAGGGUGUAGAGCCACAUGUAUCAUGUUCAAGAAUGUAAAUGCCCACUUUGUCAACUGGGAAAAGAGGGACUAGAUUUUGAAGAUAGUUUAAGAAGAAAAUAACACAUACUUUUGCUUGAUAUGGAUAGGUUUUGAUAGGUAUGAUUUGGUAUUUGGAAAAUUAUCCCUAGCAAUAGUAUGCAGGAUGAAUCUAAAUAAGAAGCACAAGAAGCCAGUUAUAAGAUUAUUGUGAUUUUACAGAUGAGAAAUUAUGUGGCUUGAAUUAAGUUAGUAAAUGAGGCUCACGUGGAGAUGGUAGAGUUUAAUUGCUUUAGGAGAACUAGUUUAUAAGAUUUGGUGUUCAGUGGAAUAUGGGAAAGGUCAAGAACAACUCCAGGGCUUAAGUGUGGGUGGCUGAGUGGGUGGUAAUGCCAUUAACCAGCUCAUAAGUCCCUGGAAGUUGGGUGGCAGAUUUAGAAGCUCAGAAAAAUGAAUCUUAUUUGGGGCAGUGGAAAUACAGGACUGGAUAUUAGAAGAGUAUCAGGUAUGGAAUACAUAUUUGGCUGUUACUGGCAUCUCAUAUAAAUUUUAAAAGGAGAAGCAACAAAAAGAAGUAUCUGUCAGAAACUACAGAGAAAAUGAGUAGGAUGAGAAUUUUUUAAAUGCCAUUGGAUUUGACAGUUGGAAGUGUAUCAGUGACUUCAAGAAGAUCUGGUUCAGUGGAUGUGCAUGGAGACAAGGCCAUAUCAUGAUUGGGUUAAAGAAUGAAGGAGUAAGAGGCUGAGAUCAUCCCACCAAAGUCACUGUCCUUUUCUUCCUUGAAAGUGUUAAACCUUAGGUCAGAUAUUUUCUUUCUCCUCCCUCCUUAGAUUUCUUAGGACUGGAUGCUGUAGUUAGGGCAUAAUGGAGGUACAAAUUAAGAUCCUUUGGUCUUUAGUGGGAGAGUGGUCACAGAUAGAGGAACCUGAAGUUGUUAAGUUAGAUACUGCAGGGAAUAUCCUUAUGGGGGAACAGCAAGUACAGUCCAGAGACCUGUAUCCAGAAGAAGAAAAAAACACAGGUAGGUCUCUGUUUUAUGAGGACUUGCAGGGCUAGUGGGAGAAACAUGGAAUUAGUUAAGAAACUCCACCCUAAUGAGAGAGUGGAAUCUGGUCGAGUAUGGGGGUGGGGUAGAAUCUGAGGCAGUAAACUGAUGUUAUCUAGAAAUUCAAGUACAUGUGUCUAGAUUUUGUAGGGCACUGGGACUGAGGAUGUUCAAAGAAGGGACUGUUGGCAGUACUUUUGGCAAUAAAGAUAGUAGAGACGGAAUAGUUAAUGGAUCACAAGGUCGCCCUUAGACCUGUCAUGUGGAUGUUUAAUUAAUAUUUGUGAAGCCAAAGGGCAGUUCAGAGGAUGUGGGAGGAAGGGAUUAGAUAUCAGAGUUUCUGAAGAGCUAUAAGUAAAUACCUGAGUUGCAUUCAGGGAUAGAUGGAGGCUCCGACUAAAGAUCCCCAAACCACUUGGAGGGCCAGAACUCUAGGUUGUACCUUGGUAGGAGUUGAGAAUAAUGCUCAGAUAGAGGGACUCACUCCCUUAACCUCAAAGACCUGAGGAGUUACCAUUGAAUGGAUUUGCGAGAUAUCCCACUUCUGCACUCAAAAAAAACACACCCUUAGCCCUCUUGCUUGCCACUCUGUCUCCUGCCCCCCCCGGGGGGCGGGGCUCGAGGGCAAGGCUGGUAGCUGUUUCAGUCCUCGAGAGCCAUCAGUUCCUACCAGACUCUUGCUGGGGGAGCCGGCCUACCCCAUGGCAGGACACAGGACCUCAAACUUGAACCCCCUUCAAUCCAGUGGCGGGGGUGGCUCCGGAGGGCCAGUGUCCAUGAGGGUUGACACUCCAACCUUAUUGAGUGCCCAGGUGGCUCCUGGCAGGAUGAUGGUCCAGCCAGGAGUUGGGCCAGGCAUUUUCCCAGGCCCUGACAUGUGGGGGGUGCCCCUGGGUCCCCUGCCUUAUGAAUUCCGGGGCAGGAUGACCUCCUGUGGAGCUGGCGAAAUAGGAGUCUGGUGCCAGAGGCCCCCCGAGGGCACUUGUUCUGGACCUUACAUUGCUCUGCGGAGCCUCCCGAAAUUGGCACUGCCCGAAGAUGUCUUAGCUAUUAAAAAGGAGAUGGAGCAGCUGGCUAAAGAGCUGAAGCUGAAGAGGAUGACCCUAGGGUAUUCGCAGGCGGAUGUGGGGUUCGCCGUGGGAGCUAUGUUUGGAAAGGUGCUUAGCCAGACAACCAUAUGCCGCUUCGAGGCCCAGCAGCUCAGCCUCGCCAACAUGUGGAAGCUGCAGCCGCUGCUGAAAAUGUGGCUAGAGGAAGUGGAUGCCAAGAACCUUCUGGGCUUAUGCAAAAUGGAGAUGAUUCUGCAGCAAGCUCGGAAACGGAGACGGGCAAGCAGGGAGAGACGAAUCAGAAACAACCUGGAGAAACUCUUCCUGCAGUGCCCAAAGCCUACACCCCAGCAAAUCAGCCGCAUCGCUGGGCACCUCCGACUGCAGAAGGACUUGGUCCAAAUUUGGUUCUAUAACCGGAACCAGAUGGGCAGUCGGCCAAUCAACGACGCCUUCCCACUGGAGAAUGUGGGAAUGGCCAGGCCUCCUUUCCCACCAGCGUGCUUUCCCCUGGCACCAGGGCUCCAUUUUGAUUUCCCCCACUAUGGGGGGUCCUACCUUACACCCAUGUACUCCUCUACCCGUUUUCCUGGGGGAGGAGCCCUGCUCUGUGCCCCGGCCACCACUCUGGGCCUCCCCAGGCUUUCAAGCUGAGGGGCCUGUCCCAUUGGGGAAGAUAAGAGAGGGAGGGAAAGGGAAAGCUGGGGAAGUCCCUGGGAUUCAUUUCAGGGCCGUUAGCCUUUUGUUAAGAAUAUGUACCAGGAAAUGAGGGUGGGAAUUGUUUAGGAAAAAAUUGGGAGGGAAGUUGAAGUUUACAACUGCUUUGUUUUUCCCUAAUAUUGAUUUGAAGACAUAUUACAAUAUAUAGUUAGUUUCUAUAUUUUGUUUCUUUUUUUUUUCUUUAAUUCAUCGAAGAUUGUGUCUGUUUCUUGUGGUUAUCAGGAAGCAGUGGAUUUGAUUUUUUUUUUCUCAUAAACACAAUACUGAGUCAAAUCAAGUCAGGAAGACUACUUCAAUAUACCAUUUUUUUAAAUUAAAAACCAUCAGCACUUUGCAUAAACAUAAAAUCCAGGAUAAUAGUAUCCCCUGCAGAAAGGCUUGAGAAUAGCAUAGGAAAGGUGUACACACAACCCACCCAGAGCCCUUGCUGAAACACAUGAGUUUACUUGGAAGCUAUCUUUUUUUCUAAUUCACGUUUUUAUUUGCAGUGCCCCAGCUUUGUGUGGAGGGUCUCAGUUGAACUGUCCACUUUAUGCCGUCCCAUGAGUUUAUCUCCUGUCCUGACGCUGAAGUCACUCUAUUCUAAACCCCUUUAUUACUGAGAUUGACAGGCUGAACAACUGUAGCUUCAGCCCCACCUCCAGCAUACUUCUCUGGGUUUCAGCUCCAUUUGGUUUGUCCCCUGAAAAUUUUCUGUACUUUCUUCUAAAUUCAGAAAUACUUGUGAGAGUAUGUUUGUGAUACUUGAUAUAACUCCUGUUUGCUUUUGCUAUUGUACAUCUUAAAUCUCUUCUCCAACAUUUUCACUGAUAUUGGUUCUUUUCUACUUUUCCACAUUCAUUUUGGUCAGUUUUGAUUAUCAUAUACUCAGUGUAAAUCAUAAUCCCUAUUUAGGGCUGGGAAUGUAAUUCAGUGGUAGAGUUCAUGCUUAGCAUGCACAACACCCUGGGUUCAAUCCCUAGCACCAAAAAGCAAAAACCAAAAUCUUCUUUCAGAUCUACUGCCACACGUAUGCAAGUAUUAUCUGUCUUAUAAUUCUAUUCCUAUAUAUUAUAUCUGCGGUUAUGAAUUCUUUUUUACUUAUUAAUCUUAUCAGUUUUUGCCUUUUCUUUUUCCUUAGUAAGUCUUGCAAGGAAUUUGUCUAGACAUAUAUUUAUCAUAAUUUUUAAUGCAUUGUACAAAUUAAUGAGUUUCACUAUGGCAUUUCCAUACAUAUAUGUAUCAUGUUUUGAUCAUGUCCACCCUCCUUUCUCCCCUUUGUCUCCCCCUCCCCUGAAUCUCCUUCCCCUUCCGUAGUAGUCUCUCUUCUACUUCUAGAUUAUCUUUUUUUUUCCAUACAUAAGAGAAAAUUUGCAAUAUGUACCUUUCUGGGUCUUUGGUAAAUAUGCUGUCUUUUCUCCUGUGUAUGUUUUUAGUACCUUCAUUGAGAGUCGGUUGGCUGAAAAUGUAUAGGUUUAUUUCUGGGUCCUCUAUUCUAUCUCACUGAUCUGUUUUUAUGCCAAUACCAUGCCUUUUUUGUUACAAUGGCUGUGCUGUAUAAUUUGAAAUCAAGUAUUGGAUUGCCUCCAAAAUUGCUCUUUUUGCUGAAGGUUGGUUGCUUUGGCUAUUCAGGGUCUUUGUGCUUCAAUAUGAAUUUUUAAAUUAUUGUUUCUACAUUCGGUAGAGAAUGUCAUUGGUACUUUCAUGGGGAUUGCAUUGAAUCUAUACAUCACUUUCAGUAGUGUGACAAUUUUAACUUUAAUCUUCCCAUUCCAUGAAUAUGGUCUUUCCACCUGCUAGCAUCUUCUUUAAUUACUUUCUUCAGUAUUUUAAGAUUUUUAUGAUAGAGGUCUUUCAUCUUCUUGGUUAGGGUUAUUUCUAGCUUUUUGUUUAUUCCUAGUCUUUGUUAGGGUGUGUGUGUGUGUGUGUGUGUGUGUGUGUGUUGUAAUGGUAUUGUUUUCCUGAUUUCUUUCUCAGUGAGUUCAUUACUGGUAUUUUCAAAAGCUACUAAUUUUUGUAUGUUGACUUUGUGUCCUGCUACUUUGCUGAAUUUAUCUGUUCUAAGUCUUUUGGUGAAGUCUUUAGGGUUUUCUAAAUAUAGAAUCACUCUGUCAGAAAAAAAAGAAAAAAAAGUAUUUGACUUCACAUUUCCUGUUUGCAUAACUAUGAUUUCUUUCAUUUAUUUAAUUUUUAAUUGCUCUGUCUAAAAUUUCAAUUACUAUAUUGAGUAAGAGUGGUAAGAGUGGACACUCUUGUGGUGGUCCUGAUUUUAGAGAAAAUGUUUUCAGUUUUAUCUCAUUCAGUAUAAUGUUGGCUAUGGGAUACUCAUUAUUGUACUGGAGCCUAUCUCUCCCUUCACAUCCUAUGGUGUUUGUUUUAUAAAAUUGGGUGCUCCAUGUUCAGUACAUGAAUAUUUACAAUCAUUAUAUAUCUUCUUAAAGAAUUGUUCCCUUUAUCAGUACAUAUCAUCCUUCUAUACCUAAUUUAUUCAGGGAUUUUAUCAUGAAGGGAUAUUAGAUUUUAUCAAAGGCUUUUUCUGCAUCUGUUGAGAUGAUUUUGUGAUUUGUAUCUUUGAUUCUAUUUGUGUGCUAUAUUAUAUUUAUUGAUUUGUGAAUGUUGAAUCAAUUUUGCAUUCCUGGAAUUAAACCACUUGAUCAUUAGUGUGUACUCAUUUUAGUAUGCUCUUGAAUUCAAUUUUCAAGUGUUUAUUGGGGAUUUUUUUUAUCCAUGUUCACCAAGGAUAUUGACCUAUAGGUUUUUUUUUUUUUUUUUUUUGGUUUUGUUUUGUUUUGUUGUUGUUGUUGUGUCCUUAUCAAUUUUGGACAGCAGGAUAAUAAUGUCUUCACAAAUUGAGUUUGGAAGUGUUCCAUCCCUUUCUGUGUUAUGGAAUAGUUUGAAGUGCAUUUGAAAGUCCAGUAAAAUUCAGCAGUGAAUCUGUCCAGUUCUUUGCUGGGAGACUUUGUAUUACUGCUUCAGUGUCAUUCAUAGUUAUUGAUCUGCUUAGUUUAUAUCCUCUUGGUUCAGUUUUGAUGGGUCAUAUAUGUCCAGAAACUUGUCCAUUUCUUUUAGAUCUUAUAGUUUAUGGGCAUAUAGUUUUUUAAAUUAUUCCCUAAUAGUCCUAUUGAUUUUGAUGGUAUCUAUUGUAAUAUACUCUUUUUCAUCUCUAGUGGUACUUUUUGAGUUUUCUUUCUCUUUAGCUAAGGAUUUGUCAAUUUUAUCUUUUAAAAGAAGGAACUCUUUGUUUUAAUGAUACUUUGUAUCAUCCUUUUAGUGUCUAUUUCAUUUAUGUCUGUCCUGAUCUUUGUUAUUUCUUUCCUUCUAUUUAUUUUGAAUUUAGUUUGUCCUUGGUUUUCUAAGACUUUGAAAUGCAUCAUUAAGUCAUUUAUUUGAGCUCUCUCACUCUCUCUCCCUCUCUCAUAAGUAUAAACUGUCCCCUUAGUUCUACAUUUGCUGUCACACAAGCUUUGUGUUUUGUGUUUCCAUUUUCAUUUCAUUCUAGGAAAUUUUUAGUCUCCCCACCCUGAUUUCUUCAAAAACCCGCUAUUUGUUUAGAAGUGUAUUGUUCAAUCUCCAUGCAUUGGUAUGAUUUUUAUAGUUUCUCUUGCUGUUGAUCUCAUUUCACUAUGAUGUGAUAAGAUGCAAAAAAUUAUUUCAACAUUUUUAAAUUUGCUAAGACUGCUUUAUGGCCUAAUAUAUGAUCUAUUUUGGAAAAAGUUCCAUGUGCUUAUGUAAAAAGUGUGUUCUGCCACUCUUGAAUGGGAUGUUCAGUAGGUAUCUAUAAAGUUCAUUUGAUCCUAGUGUAAUUUAUCUCUGUUGUUUCUUUGUUGAUUUCUUUCACCUGGAUAAUCUAUCUGUUGGUAAGCGUUGAGUAAUGAAGUUACUCAUUAUUAUAUUGGGGCCUAUCUCUCCCUUCACAUCUUAUGGUGUUUGUUUUAUAAAAUUGGAUACUCCAUGUUCAGUACAUGAAUAUUCACAAUCAUUAUAUCCUCUUAAAGAAUUGUUCCCUUUGUCAGUAUAUAGUGAUUUUAUCUUUUCUAACUGAUUGGACUGAAAGUCUUUUUUAUCAGACAUUAGUAUAGCUACUCUGCUUUCUUUCAGCUUCCAUUUGCUUAGAAUAUCAUUUUUUACUCUUAAAUUUUGGGCCUUUGUCUUUUCUGGUGAGGCAAAUUUUUUGCAGGCAGCAUAUUGUUGGGUCUUAUUUUUAAUCCACCCAGCCUGUCUACAUCUUUAAUUGGAGAAUUAACAUCAUUUACAUUUUAUUAUUGAAAUGUACUUGUUUCUCUCAUUUUGUUGUUUUUCUUCCUGUUGUUUUGAAUAUUUUGUUUGUUAUUUCCUCUCCAAUUUAUUUUAGAGCUUGAUAGUUUUCUGUAUUAGUGAUGUUUCUUUCCAGAUUCUCAUGUGCUUCUCUACACUUCUGGUAAGAUUUAUUUUUCCCAUGCUUCAUGAUUGUUUGUCAUUUUUCUUCUUCUGGCUAGAGAAUUUUCAUUAGUUUACUAGUCAUGAAUUCCCUUAGUUUGUUCUUAUUAUGUAAGGCCUUUAUUUCUACUUCAAUUCUGAAGAAUAACUUUGAUGGAUAAAGUAAUCUAAGUUGGCAGUUAUUUUCUUUCAAACUUUGAAAUGCAUCAUUUCGUGCUUUCCUGGCCUAAUUUAGAAUUUCUAACCUGCUGUUACUCUGAUAGAUUUGCCUUUAUAUGUGGCUUGGUGCUUCUUUCUUGAAGCUUUUAAUAUGCUUUCUUUGUUGUGUGCUUUUUGCAGUUUAACUAUAAUGCAAAAUGAAGGCAUUCUUUUCUAGUUAUGUCUAUUUGGGGUUCUAAAUACUUCUUGUACCUGGUUGUCCAUGUGGUUGCCAAGAUUUGGGAAAUUUUAUGCUGUCAUUCUACAGAAUGGGUUUUAUAUGUCUUCAGUCUAUAGGUCUCUUAUCUAUUUGAAUUAUGCAUAUGUCUGUUCUUUAAAUAGUGUACCAGAGAUCCUAUAUAUUCUGUUUGUUCUUUCUUUUCUUUUCUUUAUUACUGUCUGAAUGUGAUAAUUUCCCAACCUUAUCUUCAAGUCCUGAUGUUUGUUUUUUUUUUUUUUUCAUUCUACACAUUCUGUCUAUUGGUGAGGCUUUCAAUUGAGUUUUUAAAAUGACUUUUUGAGCUUUUCAUUUUCUUGAUUUCCAUUUGGUUCUUUUUAAAAAUCUCUAUCUCUGCAUUGAAUUUCUCAUCCAUAUCCUUCAUCUUUUCCAUAAUCAUCUGUUAAUUUGUAUCCUCUUGGAUUUCACUGAGCUUUUAAAAAAAUCAUUCUUUAGAAUUCUUCAUCCAGUAUUUUAUACAUUUCAGUAUCUUUGGAAUCAGUCAGUAUAGAUGUAUCUAUUUAUUUUAGGUUGUCAUAUUGUCUUGUUUUUAAUUUUUCUUGUGUUUCCGUAUUGAUAUUUGUAUAUUUAAAUGUAAGGACCUUCUUAAUAAGCAACCUUUUCUUGAUAUCGGUUUCUUGUGUAAUGAUAAGUUUAUUUACAUUUGGACUUUAUAGUAUAGUUUCCCUGUGGCUUCUUUGGCUGUGGUUAGAGGGUUUUGACAUGAUGUAUACUGUGUCAGAGCCUGGGGGACCUUCUUUCUGUAUAAGAGUGGCAAGAAUAUGGUCCUUCUGGUAGUUCAGGCAGGCAUGAUGUAAACAGUAGAAUAUGUGAGGUGCGCCCUCUGUGGUUAUUCCUCCAAUCUUGUCAGCAAUGUGUGGGCUGAUAGGAUAUAGGAACAAUCUAUGCUGAACUCCCUCAUAGAUUCAUUGUCCACACCAUUGUGUUAUUCCUCUCUACUCUUGCUAUGGUAGUGAAUUUCGAGGAGCAUGACUUCAUACCACUCCUUGCUGUACUUACUUAGAACAAAAUCUAUGAUUAGGGCCUCUUAACUCCCUAUUUUUUUUAAGUAAGUUGAAUAUCUAUCAAGGUUCAAGUGGGGUUCUUUGUGACUAUUGUAAGAUUGUAAGUGUAGUUUUUCUGACUUGGGCUGGAAGUUUAGCUCAGCAGCAGCACCCCCAUCCAAACUACUCAAAUGGUGGCUGUGCUUGAUCCCCAGGAUCACAUAGAAAGAAGGAAACAACUAGCAGAUAAUAAAAUAAAGAAGAUAAUAAAGUAUAAAGAAAUGAAGCCACACCACCAUUAACAACAGAAAACAAACAGGCAAAAAGUACAUGGAAUGAACAAAAAGGUAAAAAAGAAUUAAUUUAAAAAAAUAGAAGUUAAAACAGAGGAGAAAUAGAACUAAAUGGAAAAUAGGAACUUUUUAAACAUUAAAAAAGCAAUAAAGAGGGCUGGGGUUGUGGCUCAGCAGUAGAGCACUUGCCUAGCAUGUGCGAGACCAUGAGUUCUAUCCUCAGCACCACAUAAAAAUAAAUAAAAUAAAGGUAUUGCAUCCAAAAAUAAAUCAAUAAAUAAAGAGGGAAAACAGUAAAAGAUAAAAAUGUAGGGGAAAGGGAAAGGAAAAAAAAUUAGGUAUUAAGAGAAAAAGAAAACACAGGUAUAUAAACAUAUACAAAUACAAAGAACAGCAAUAAUAAUAUCUUAAUAAAAGUUUUCUCUCCACCAAGGUACUUUAUUAUACAGGCAAGAGUGGAUGAUCAUAAUCCAUACCAAUCAGAAUUUCUCUCCAUGCCUUCUUAGGCUGUGUCCCCUUUGGAGAGAGCAAAGGGUGGGAGUUAUUCACCCUCUUCUUUCCUUUGUUGUGCUUAUAUGGCAAUCAGCAGUAGUUAUGGCCAGAACCAUUGGAAUACUUCUCAACUCCCCUGAACACCAAAAUGAGCUAAAGCAGAACUCCGAGCUCUGCAGGGAAAGAUUCACUCUGCAAUUAUUUGAGCUGCACACUCUAGGAGUAGGGAAGACACCAACUUUGUAGUAUGUCACUAAGUUAGCGUGGUGUGCACCCAGGCCUUUUUUUGCAGGGCUGACACUGGGUACUGCAGUAUGCCUAGGACUCUGGCAUCUUCUGUGCUACAUUCUCUUCCUUGUAAGGAGAUAUCCUGUUUCUAUUUCAUAGGAUUAUAAUAACAAUGCCAUUACUUUCUUCCUCAGUGCUGCCAUCAUCAUUGCACCCACAACCAGGGGAUCUAGGCCCUGUGAUGGUAUAAUCCUCGUUCUUACAAUAUCCUUGUAAGAUUAGGUGACCUACCACUAGGCAAUGGAACCAAGUUUUAAAUCACAUCUCCCAUACUCCACAGCAUGGAACAGCCCCAGUUACACCUCAGCUUUGCAAUGCUUUAAAAACAAAAAUUCAGGUAAGCAUGAAGUCCUUGCAUUCUUCUGACUUUUUUAAAAUUGCCUAAUGAUAAAGAACAAAUUGUCACAAGUCAUAUUUUCAAAACACAAAAUAUUCAUUGUUUCGGGUAGACAAUGGAUAGGUAUAGAUAUUACAUGAAUCUAUAAGAUUAGAUUGAGUCCUUAAUCACAUUGGAAAUUUUAUGGCCACAAGACAGGUGCAAAUGAACAGUGUUUACCAUAGUCUAGUGUCCCUCAUGACACUGUCUAAAAUAGAGCCCCACACAUAUGGAGAAGAUUCAUUUCGAUACUGCAGCUUCUUUAUCCUUGAGACUUAUAUAACUGCUCAAGGAAAACUUAAUUCCUGCUCUUAAUAUUUCUUAUUUUUGUUGUUGGGGAUGAGGAUAACUGAGGAUUGAACCUGAGAGUUUUGGGAUUUUUUUUGUUUUAUCCCAAGACAGAGUCUCAAUACAAUGCUUAGGGCCUUGCUAAGUUUUGGGCUGAUGCUGGCCCCAAAUUUGCCAUCCUUCUGACUCAGCCUCCCAAGUCACUGGGAUUAUAAGCAUGCACCAUAACACCUGGCUCUGCUCUUUAUAUUUCUGUUUAAGAAAAUGUUUAAGCUAAGUGUUGUGGCAUAUGCCUGUGGUCCUGGCUACUUGGGAGGCUGUCAUAAGAGGAUCACCUGAAUUUAAGAAAUUCAAAAAUAGCCCCAGCAACAUAGCAAGGCCCUGUCUCAAAAACAAAAGCAAAAUAAACAAAAAAUAAAUAAAGAGAAUUAAAAGGAAAAAAUCUGUUAGAGAAAAACCAAAAUGUUUAGUAACAUAAGUUCUUCUGACUCCUUAACUAAAUACAAUGAGAUGGAGUCCACAAGUUCAUGUCGGGGUAAAGCUGAAUUAGUGCCUUGGUCUCUGCCCCACGAUUUAUAGCAGCCCAGAGAGAUCAUUUCCCUGCACAUACAUGCCACACAGAUCCAGUGUGACAAAUGUAUACUUUUUUUUCUUGUCAGUGUCUGAAGAGAGAGUACUAAGGAUACACAUAAGUUAGUGUAAGCGAAAUCAAACCUUAAUUGCUUAGCUUUUGAUUCAACAGAUGAUUAAUCACUUACUAUUGGAUUAUCCCACUAAAAGUCACACAGCACAAGCUGAUUCCUUCCUUUUCCUAUACAACCCUUUUGGAAUGCUUUGCGGGGGAGAUAUUUCAACAGAAAUCAGGUAGUAUUUGAUGAGGGUAAACUGAUUGUCCUGUAAGCAUUCAGCUUCUAAAAACUAGUAGCCACUGACCCAAGCUGCUCCUUCAAUUCUUUUGCUACCUCUACAGAUUUGAAGAAAUUGUGAUCGACUGUUAAUAUCAGGGAGUAACACUCAUGGUCUGUAGCCCAGCCUAGUUACAUCAUUCACACAUCUGCUCCAUCUCUGCUUAGGUCAGUACUGACUGGCACAUGCCAUUAAUCAGCCUUUACAUAAUUUGAAAUGAGAUUUUUCACCCCUGGUUUUCUUGAAUUGCUAUAAGAAGAAAAGACUAAGCCUUAGGAAAACUUUUAUAUUAAACUGAUGUUGAAUUUUUCAAUGUUUUUUUCAAAGAUUUUUUAAAGAUAUAUACAUGUAAACCACCAUACUCUUGAUUUUCUUCCAUUUCAAGGAUGCCACUGAUAGCUUUAACGAGAACAAUUUCAGUACAGUAGUUAGAGAGGCAGAUGUCAGCAACAGUACAACGUCUUCAUAUGUACCAGAUACCUUGAUUUAAAUAACAAAUUCCACUGGGUGCAGUGGCACAUGCCUACAAUUCCAAUGACUCUGGAGACUGGAGCAGGAGGAUCACAAGUUCAAAUCCAGUCUCAGCAAUCUGGUGAGGCCUUAAACAACUUAGCAAGACCCUGUUUCUAAAUAAAAUAUAAAAAAGGGCUGGGGAGGUGGCUCAGUAGUUAAGGACCCCUGGGGUCAAUCACUGGUACAAAAAAAUUAAUUGAUUAAUUAAUUCCAACCACUCCUUUCAAUGGUCUUCACCAUCAUUCUGAAACUAUUUAUCAGAUGUUUCCAUUUUCUUAUAUUUCCUUUAGAAAAAGAAAGUUUUUAUGUUUCUUUGUUGGUUUUUUUUUUUCUGCUGCCUUUCCUAUCCUCUACUAUCCCCCAUCCCCUCCCAUCCCAUCUUCUCUCUCUACCCCAUCUAAUGUAAUUCAUUUCUCCCCCUUGUUUUUUUCCCCCCUUUCCCCUCACUUCCUCUUCCUAUUUGUAUAACCAUGAGGGUCUCCUUCCAUUUCCAUGCAAUUUCCCUUCUCUUUCCUUUUGCCUCCCACCUCUCACCCCUGUUUAAUAUUAAUCUUCUUCUCAUGCUCUUCCUCCCAACUCUGUUCUUAGUUACUCUCCUUAUAUCAAAGAAAACAUUUGGCAUUUCUUUAUUAGGGAUUGGCUAGCUUCACUUAGCAUAAUCUGUUCUAAUGUCAUCCAUAUCCCUGAAAAUUCUAUGAUUUUGUCAUUUUUUAAUGCAGAGUAAUACUCCAUUGUGUAUAAAUGCCACAUUUUUUUGAUCCAUUCGUCUAUUGAAGGGCAUCUAGGUUGGUUCCACAGUCUUGCUAUUGUGAAUUGUGCUGCUAUGAACAUCGAUGUAGCAGUGUCCCUGUAGCAUGCUCUUUUUAGGUCUUUAGGGAAUAGACCAAGAAGGGGAAUAGCUGGGUCAAAUGGUGGUUCCAUUCCCAGCUUUCCAAGAAAUCUCCAUACUGCUUUCCAAAUUGGCUGCACCAAUUUGCAGUCCCACCAGCAAUGUACAAGUGUACCCUUUUCCCCACAUCCUCGCCAGCACUUGUUGUUGUUUGACUUCAUAAUGGCUGCCAAUCUUACUGGAGUGAGAUGGUAUCUUAGGGUGGUUUUGAUUUGCAUUUCUCUGACUGCUAGAGAUGGUGAGCAUUUUUUCAUGUACUUGUUGAUUGAUUGUAUGUCCUCCUCUGAGAAGUGUCUGUUCAGGUCCUUGGCCCAUUGGUUGAUUGGGUUAUUUGUUAUCUUAUUGUUUAAUUUUUUGAGUUCUUUGUAUACUCUGGAUAUUAGGGCUCUAUCUGAAGUGUGAGGAGUAAAGAUUUGUUCCCAGGAUGUAGGCUCCUUAUUACCUCUCUUAUUGUUUCUUUUGCUGAGAAAAAACGUUUUAGUUUGAGUAAGCCCCAUUUGUUGAUUCUAGUUAUUAACUCUUGUGCUAUGGGUGUCCUAUUGAGGAAUUUGGAGCCCGACCCCACAGUAUGUAGAUCGUAGCCAACUUUUUCUUCUAUCAGAUGCCGUGUCUCUGAUUUGAUGUCAAGCUCCUUGAUCCAUUUUGAGUUAACUUUUGUGCAUGGCGAGAGAAAGGGAUUCAGUUUCAUUUUGUUGCAUAUGGAUUUCCAGUUUUCCCAGCACCAUUUGUUGAAGAUGCUAUCCUUCCUCCAUUUCAUGCUUUUAGCCCCUUUAUCAAAUAUAAGAUAGUUGUAGUUUUGUGGAUUGGUUUCUGUGUCCUCUAUUCUGUACCAUUGGUCCACCCGCCUGUUUUGGAACCAGUACCAUGCUGUUUUUGUUACUGUUGUUCUGUAGUAUAGUUUCAGGUCUGGUAUCGCUAGACCGCCUGAUUCAACUUCCUGCUUAGCAUUGUUUUUGCUAUUCUGGGUCUUUUAUUUUUCCAUAUGAAUUUCAUGAUUGCUUUCUCUAUUUCUACAAGAAAUGCUGUUGGGAUUUCGAUUGGCAUUGCAUUAAACCUAUAGAGAACUUUUGGUAAUAUCGCCAUUUUGAUGAUGUUAGUUCUGCCUAUCCAUGAACAGGGUAUAUUUUUCCAUCUUCUAAGAUCUUCUUCUAUUUCUCUCUUUAGGGUUCUGUAGUUUUCAUUGUAUAAGUCUUUCACCUCUUUUGUUAGGUUGAUUCCCAAGUAUUUUAUUUUUUUUGAAGAUAUUUUGAAUGGAGUGGUUGUCCUCAUUUCCAUUUCAGAGGAUUUGUUGCUGAUAUACAGGAAUGCCUUUGAUUUAUGCGUGUUGAUUUUAUAUCCUGCCACUUUGCUGACUUCAUUUAUUAGCUCUAAUAGUUUCUUUGUAGACCCUUUUGGGUCUGCUAGGUAUAGAAUCAUGUCACCUGCAAAUAGUGAUAAUUUAAGUUCUUCUUUUCCUAUUUUUAUGCCUUUAAUUUCUUUCGUCUAAUUGCUCUGGCCAGUGUUUUGAGAACUAUGUUGAACAGAAGUGGUGAGAGAGGGCAUCCCUGUCUUUUUCCAGAUUUUAGAGAGAAUGCCUUCAAUUUUUCUCCAUUCAGAAUGAUGCUAGCCUGAGGCUUGGCAUAGAUUGCUUUUACAAUAUUGAGGUAUGUUCCUGUUAUCCCUAGUUUUUCUAGAGUUUUGAACAUAAAGGGAUGCUGUACUUUGUCGAAUGCUUUUUCCGCAUCUAUCGAGAUGAUCAUAUGGUUCUUAUUUUUAAGUCUAUUGAUGUGGUGAAUAACAUUUAUUGAUUUCCAUAUAUUGAACCAGCCUUGCAUCCCAGGGAUGAAUCCUACUUGAUCAUGGUGCACAAUUUUUUUGAUAUGUUUUGUAUCCGAUUUGCCAGAAUUUUAUUGAGGAUUUUUGCAUCUAGGUUCAUUAGAUAUAUUGGUCUGUAGUUUUAUUUCUUUGAAGUGUCUUUGUCUGGUUUAGGAAUCAGGGUGAUGUUGGCCUCGUAGAAUGAAUUUGGAAGUUCUCCCUCUUUCUCUAUUUCCUGGAAUAGCUUGAAAAGUAUUGGUAUUAGUUCUUCUUUAAAGGUUUUGUAAAACUCUGCUCUAUACCCAUCCAGUCCUGGGCUUUUCUUAGUUGGUAGUCUUUUGAUGGUUUCUUCUAUUUCCUCAAUUAAUAUUGGUCUGUUUAGGUUGUCUAUAUCCUCCUGACUCAAUCUGAGCAGAUCAUAUGACUUAAGAAAUUUAUCGAUACCUUCACUAUCUUCUAUUUUAUUGGAGUAUAAGGACUCAAAAUAAUUUCUGAUUAUCUUCUGUAUUUCUGAAGUGUCUGUUGUGAUAUUGCCUUUUUCAUCCCGUAUACUAGUAAUUUGAGUUCUCUCUCUUCUUCUCUUCGUUAGCAUGGCUAAGGGUCUGUCGAUUUUAUUUAUUUUUUCAAAGAACCAACUUUUAGUUUUGUCAAUUUUUUCAAUUGUUUCUUUUGUUUUGAUUUCAUUAAUUUCAGCUCUGAUUUUAAUUAUUUCUUGCCUUCUACUUCUUUUGCUGUUGUUUUGCUCUUCUUUUUCUAGGAUUUUGAGAUGAAGUAUGAGAUCAUUCAUUUGUUGGUUUUUUUCUUUUUUUAAGGAAUGAACUCCAAGCAAUUAACUUUCCUUUUAGAACUGCUUUCAAUAUGUCCCAUAGAUUCCGAUAUGUUGUGGCUGUGUUUUCAUUUAUCUCUAAGAAUUUUUUAAUUUCCUCCUUGAUGUCUUCUAUAACCCGUUGAUCAUUCAGUAACCUAUUGUUCAUUCUCCAAGUGAUGUAUGCUUUUUCCUUCCUUCUUUUAUCAUUGAUUUUCAGUUUCAUUCCAUUAUGAUCAGAUAAGAUGCAUGGUAUUAUCUCUACUCCUUUAUAUUGUCUAAGAGUUGCUCUGUGACAUACUAUAUGAUCUAUUUUUGAGAAGGAUCCAUGUGCUGCUGAGAAAAAAGUGUAACUGCUUGAUGUUGGGUGGUAUAUUCUAUAUAUGUCAAUUAAGUCUAGGUUAUUAAUUGUGUUAUUGAGUUCUAUAGUUUCCUUAUUCAACUUUUGUUUGGAAGAUCUGUCCAGUGGCGAGAGAGGUGUGUUGAAGUCUCCCAUGAUUAUUGUAUGGUGGUCUAUUAGACUCUUGAACUCGAGAAGAGUUUGUUUGAUGAACAUAGCUGCACCAUUGAUUAGGGCAUAUAUAUUUAUGAUUGUUAUGUCUUGUUGGUGUAUGGUUCCCUUGAGCAGUAUGUAGUGUCCCUCUUUAUCCCUUUUGAUUAACUUGGGCUUGAAAUCUGUUUUAUUUGAUAUGAGUAUGGACACUCCUGCUUGUUUCUGAAGUCCAUAUGAGUGAUAUGAUUUUUCCCAACCUUUCACCUUCAGUCUAUGUAUGUCUUUUCCUAUCAAAUGCAUCUCCUGUAGGCAGCAUAUUGUUGGGUCUUGUUUUGUGAUCCAUUCUACUAGCCUGUGUCUCUUAAUUGGUGAGUUUAAGCCAUUAACAUUCAGGGUUAUUAUUGAGACAUGGGUUGUUCUUCCAGUCAUAUUUGUUUAUUGAUGUUACUAAACAUGGUUUGUUUUCCUCUUUGAUUAUUUUCCCCCCUUUACUGUCCUACCUCCCACUGUUGGUUUUCAUUGUUAGUUUCCAUUUCCUCUUCCUGUAAUGUUUUGCCAAGGAUGUUUUGAAGAGAUGGUUUUCUAGCUGCAAAUUCUUUUAAUUUUUGUUUAUCGUGGAAGGUUUUAAUUUCAUCUUCCAUCCUGAAGCUUAAUUUUGCUGGAUACACAAUUCUUGGUUGGAACCCAUUUUCUUUCAGUGUUUGAAAUAUGUUAUUCCAGGAUCUUCUAGCUUUCAGAGUCUGUGUUGAAAGAUCAGCUGUUAUCCUGAUUGGUUUACCCCUAAAUGUAAUCUGCUUCCUUUCUCUUGUAGCUUUUAAAAUUCUCUCCUUAUUCUGUAUGUUGGGCAUCUUCAUUAUAAUGUGUCUAGGUGUGGAUCUCUUAUGAUUUUGCACAUUCGGCGUCCUAUAGGCUUCUAGGAUUUGGGAUUUUGUCUCAUUCUUCAAGUCUGGGAAGUUUUCUCGUAUUAUUUCAUUGAAUAGAUUGCUCAUUACUUUGGUUUGGACCUCUAUACCCUCCUGUAUCCCAAUGACUCUUAAGUUUGGUCUCUUAAUGUUAUCCCAUAUUUCUUGGAUGUUCUGCUCAUGGUUUCUUAACAGUCUUGCUGAGCUGUCUAUGUUCUUUUCCAGUUGAAAUACUUUGUCUUCAUUGUCUGAUGUUCUAUCUUCUAAGUGUUCUACUCUGCUGGUAGUAUUCUCAAUUGAGUUUUUAAGUUGGUUUAUUGCUUCCUGCAUUUCUAGGAUUUCUGUUUGUUUUUUAUUACCUCUAUCUCCUUGUAUAGUUGAUCUUUUGCUUCUUGGAUUUGUUUAUGUAAUUCAUUGUUGAAGUGAUCUUUCAUUGUCUGAUUUUGCUGUCUAAUGUCUUCCUUGAUACUCCAGAUCAUCUGAAGCAUGUAUAUCCUGAAUUCUUUAUCUGACAUUCCAUCUGCUGCAGAUAUUACCUCUUCUAACGUUGAGUUGACCUGCAUUGCUUGUGGUCAUUUCUUUCCUUGUCUUUUCAUACUGUUCGCGUUUCUUUCUGUUUGGUGAAACUGUUGUGUUAUUGAAUUUUCCCCCUAUAUAUUUGUAUUGCUCUCGUAUAGUUGCAAAGUCUCCCUCGCAGGCGCGGGCAGUGGCUCUGCCCCUCCUCCAAUUGGGGCAAUGUGCCUACCAUGCCGGCGGGCCCCUGGGCCUGUUCUGCCGGUCGGUAGCAGGUCCGCCUACCUUGCAGGCGCGGGCGGCGGUUCUGCCCCUCCGCGGUCCGCUGGGCCUGUUCUGUCUGUCGGUUGCAGGUCUGUCUGACUUGCAGUCGCGGGUGGCGGCUCUGCCCCUCCCCCUAACAGGGUGAUGUGUCUGCCACGCUGGCAGGCCGCUGGGCCUAUUCUGUCUGUGGUCGCAGGUCCACCUACCUUGCAGGCGCAGGGUUAGGCUCUGCCCCUCUGCAGGCCGCUGGACCUGUUCUGCCGGUGGGUUGCAGGUCCGCCUACAUUGCAGGCGCGUGGGGCGGCUGUGCCCCUCGGCGGGUUGCUGGGCCUGUUCUGCCGGUGGGUUGCAGGUUCGCCUACCUUGCAGGUGCCUGGUUUGUUAAUAUUGUUUUUUGUUGCUGGGAAUAGAACCUAUGGCCUCAUGCAUGCUAGAUAAGUGUUCUACCACUGAACUAGACCCUCAGCCCAAACUUAACCUGAAGACCUUGAACCCCUGUAGAAUAUAAACAGCAUUUGUAUCUCUGCAUUUUUCUAAAGAUGGUUGACAGCCUUCAUAAAAUUUUCAAAGGGGGCCCAUUACUCUUUGUAGAUCUACAGUUUCAGAAUUAAAGAAUCACCUUUCCUUUGGCCACCUUACUUUCAGAAAUUUUUCCAUAACACUGCCGAGAGAGAGAGAGAGAGAGAGAGAGAGAGAGAGAGAGAGAGAGAGAAAAUCUGUAGGA
Molecule: messenger RNA, 21510 nt
Organism: Marmota monax (woodchuck)
Lineage: Eukaryota; Metazoa; Chordata; Mammalia; Rodentia; Sciuridae
Gene: Pou5f2
Product: POU domain class 5, transcription factor 2
Exons: 1
Coding region: 5089-6090 (333 amino acids)
Biological process (GO): regulation of transcription by RNA polymerase II
Molecular function (GO): DNA-binding transcription factor activity, RNA polymerase II-specific; RNA polymerase II cis-regulatory region sequence-specific DNA binding
Source: RefSeq, a predicted model, not a curated record